AUGUCUGCUAUAAGCGCCCUACUAGACAAAAAUCGUGGCCAGUUGAACGCGGUUGAAUCCGAUAUAUCAGCUCUAGUAGACAGUAUCUCCAUCUCCGAGAUCUCUCGAGAUCCAAAUCUCAAGUAUAAGAUCGACGACAAUGAAAGCAUCGAGCAAGCAGAAUUGAUGAGCGAAACAAUUGCACAAUUAUCCAACAAAAGCACAGAGAUUGAUACCGGAUUGCACCAAUUGGAUGACUUGUGGGUUAUUAAGAGCUUACUACAAGAAAUAAAAGUUGGGUUGAACCCUUUAGGGGAAGAUAACUAUGCUUGUGACAAAGAUGAUCUUGAGUCUGUCGUAGCAAACUUGAGCAAACUCGAUAAAAAAGUGUCAAAAUUGGACAAGUCACUUGUAAUUCGAAGCUUAGUAUCACAGGAGGUUUUAGAACGCAAAGUUGAAGUGGUUAAUCAAAUGCUGAAUACAUUCGAAACGUUCUUUCCUCACCAAUGCGAAUUCCAUUCAAACACCGACGAAAGCCAUUAUAGUCUCUCAGAGUUCUUGAGCAUCCCCGAACGGUUCCCCGAUCUUAAUUUGGAUGCUAUUUUUAAGUCCUUCAUCAGAAAAUUGCAAGUUUAUUGGGACACAGAAGUUCUUGAUAAAUUGUGCGAUAACAGCUUUACGCUGGAAUUACAGAGAACAGAUGACUCCGUAAAGCUUGUGCUUCACAAAAACACAAAAGGGUUCUCUGCUCUGUACUUUAUUUCUAUGGAAAACUUCAUUCGGUUUGUGGAUCUUGUCGAUAAUCAGAACCUACGUAAUGUGUUCCUGUCCAAGAUAUCACAUAGCUUGAUGCAAGUGAUCUCUCUGAACAUCGGAGCCUUGAUGCAAUCACAAAACAACUCGGCCACGAACGAAUUGGUUAAUCUCGUCAACGUGGCUCGAGAGACAGGCUGGUCUUUGUCAAUUGGGAGCACAUUCAACUCUUCUCAGAAUCUUCACGAAAAGCUUGGAAAUCUCUAUCUUGAAUGGAUUGAGGACAAGUACAUCGAUCAAAUCAUGCAGUUUUUUAAGGACCAUUUCAAGGAGGCUACCGACCAAAUAUCAGAAGCAAAGGUGCCCAAUACCAAGAAGCAAAAAGUUGUAAAUGGCGAACAAGGUCUGGAUGAUUGGGACGAAGAUUGGAAUGAAGAUGGAUGGGAUGAAGAAGUACAAGAUGAUUGGAAUUGGGGAGACGAAGAAACUCCCCAACAGCCUCCAAAGUCUCCCAGAAAACACAACCUUACUCAACAGGAUACCUCUAUGAUGAUCGUCAGUGACGUACCUUCCAGACUUCAAAGCAUAAUCGAGGAAUUUAAAACCGAGUCCAAAAAUGAAAACUUUAAUAUCUUGGCAAUUGCCAUUCAAUCGCUGCUGUUGGUGUAUUACCCACCAUUAGAGCAGACGUUUCUUCUUUAUAAUGAUUUGAAACAAAUGGGAAAUCUUUUCGGGUCUUUUGAGUUGACCAAAUUUGCCGAUACUCUCUGGAGCCAACUGAAGUUGAAAUUCACAAACCAGCUCGUUGAGCUAGUUCUUGCCGUCGAUUUGCAGCAUGAUGAUUUUGUCGCAGCUUCAACAGACCUCAACAAGUUUGAAUUGGAUGAGGAUAAUUGGACACAAUUGAGUAAAAUUAACAACUGGUUCAAGAGUUUGUUUUCAACUGAUUUGCCCACGACGAAUAAGCCCAUGUUUCAUGAUUUCAUCAUUGACAUGAUUAAUUUGAUCAAUAGUUGGCUUGCUAAUUCCAUUAUCAGAAUGGACGAAAUCACCGAAUAUCAGUCGAUAAAAAUUACAACUAUAGUGGAAAUGAUGCAAAACGUCACCUUGCCGAAUGUGCAACAAGUGGGCGAUACAAAAGAAGGCGUGGACUCUUUCCAUAAACUUGACAACGUUGUGUUCUUGAUCAAUAACCAUCUUAAAGAAAUCAAGGAGAGAUUUUACGAUGGUGAGUUUUUCGACUUGCAAACUCAUGAGCUUACUUCCUUGAUCAAAUCUGUGUUUGUUCAGAGCGAACCUAGAGACAGCUUGAUCACAGAGAUUUCAGAGUUCAGAGACAUGGUAGAGGAAGAGUAG
This is a messenger RNA of Meyerozyma guilliermondii ATCC 6260, 2088 nucleotides long. RefSeq names its product Dsl1p (gene DSL1). The record is from RefSeq and is a predicted model, not a curated record. NCBI's taxonomy places the organism in Eukaryota, Fungi, Ascomycota, Pichiomycetes, Serinales, Debaryomycetaceae. Bases 1 to 2088 code for a protein of 695 amino acids. The transcript has a single exon.